Messenger RNA from Tricharina praecox, 908 nucleotides. Its product is annotated as acyl-CoA N-acyltransferase. NCBI's taxonomy places the organism in Eukaryota, Fungi, Ascomycota, Pezizomycetes, Pezizales, Pyronemataceae. The record is from RefSeq and is a predicted model, not a curated record. The transcript has 2 exons. The coding region runs from base 150 to 899 and encodes 249 amino acids. Gene Ontology annotation, molecular function: acyltransferase activity, transferring groups other than amino-acyl groups.
CCCAUUGAGUCCCCGGAUUGACGAUUUUUUGAUCACCAGCAGACAAUUGGCACCCUAAUCAGACCUUUAAAUUCUAAUCAUCCAUCCUCGCCCUUCCUCCACUUCAAUCCCCCCUCCCCCCCACACACAAACCCAACAAGAUAACAAGAAUGCACCUCCGCCCCGCGCACCGCCGCGACAUCCCCGCGAUCUCGUUGCUAUGCACGCAAGCCUUCGCGACAGAGCCACUCUUCACAGCACGCCACCCCUACCGACAACAGCACGCCGACGACUUCCGCCGGGCCUUCUCGCGCUCGCUGCACACGCACCUGCUGUCGCGCAACACGCUGAUCCUCGUCGUCGAGGCCGUCGGCCAGGUCGUCGGUGUGGCCGUGUGGAUUGCUGAUGGCACCACCGGGCCGUGGUUGGAGAUGAAUACCGGGUGCGGGAUCUUGACUGAUCUCGAGCGCUACUUCCUUCACCUCACGACGCCACUGCAGCCAACAGACCGCAGCAUGUCACCCGCAGUAUCCUCCGAGCUGACCCGCGCGUUCACCGCGCUGUCGACGCUGGUGCCAGCGCGACGCCUGCACCUUGCGCUGCUGGGGGUGCACCCGGAGUGGCAGCGGCGCGGGGUGGGAAGGCUGAUGGUCGAGGAGGGCAUGCGGAUUGCGGCCGAGGAGGGCGUCCCCGUAAUGCUCGAGGCCACUGGGAGUCCUGACAGGUCCGGGUUGUAUAGGAAACUCGGCUGGAGGGAUGUGGGUGAGCUCGUCCUGGAGCAGGCGAAGCAUAGGGGCCCUGUGAUGCGGUGGGAUCCGCCGAUAGUGGAGGGGAUGGAGAGGAAAGAGAGGGAGAAGGGGGAGAAGGGGGAGAAAAGGGAGAAGGAGGUGUGGGAUCUGUUUGGUGCCGUUGUCGUGUAAUGGCUGGAU